AUAACCGGGCGUCGUCGGUCGGUCAAUCAGCCAGUCGGUAGGGCUUCCAGUAUCGCUUCCAGUCAGUACUGGAUUAGAAUCUAUCGCGAGAACAUCGAAUCGGUUCAGUUGCUCGGUCGGAAAUGAGAACUCUGUCGGUAGUUCCAGUGUUGGUUGUACUAGUAGUUGCUAUAAUUUUCGGCAAGGUCAAUGCGGAUAAUGUACUGGCUGAUGAUGAGGAGAUCGUUAACGCGACGCGCACGAUAAUCGACAGUAUUUCUACCGCGAACGUUGCCAUGGAGCCGCUGAAAAAUGAGCCACCUUCGACGGAUUACAUGAAGCUCGGAACGCAAGGAUUGCUAGAGUACGUAUCGAAUUUAACUGCCAAAUUUACACCGGUUUUCAAAGACUUUGAGCAGAAUGACCUUGAGGUGGUCCAGCAGAGUCUAAUCGAAGCUAUUCGCUAUCUAAACGGAUACGAUGUUGUGAAUAGUAUUUCUCUGCUGCAGAAUGUGGAUUACAAUCUGUUCAAUCACAACCAGUUCCGGUCGAUCAACAAUGAUCUGAGAAUAGCUUCGAUAGCCCUAUCCGAGGCACUUUUCAAUCAACGUGACACGAUUCCUUCCCUCGAUGAUCUACUGGCAACUACCGAUAAGUUAGUGGAAAAUGUUGUCCGGCUUUCCGACACCAUCCAGAAAGGUGAAGCAUGGACGUUGGAAACAACAUCUCGGGCAAUGGCCGCCCAGCGUGGCUUCAACGAAUCAAUCGAUAACUAUCUCAACGCAUCGGCAACCCGAAUUGAGGACACAACCGAAGCCCUAUCUAAUCUACGAACUUACGAAGAGGAACUCUACCAGAAAAUGAAAGACAAGAUCCCACUGUUCCCGAAAUCAACCGUCAACUACUUCAUCGCACUGAAAAAAUCCCUGGAAAAUUUAAUCCAGAAAGUGCUAAUUAAUUUUGAAAACAUGCGUCUGUACAAGCACCGCGACAUCGAACAGUGGAAGAUCCGUUCGUCCAUUUCCGCUCCGAUCGCCUACAUGACACAGAUAGCGGUGCAAGUCUCGGCCGAUCCGAUGCUCGCCAACGACUGCACUGAAGCGUACAUCGAGAAACUCCUGGCCUUUCCCAACUUUACGAUGACUCACGUGAACGGUUGUCUGCGGGAACAGAUGAGCAACGAGGAGAACACAUUCGAUACCAUCUCGAACGUCAUCGACAAUUACGUGGUGAGUGCGAUCAAUGCGUCGUACACGGCGUUCGACAUCUGCUUCCAGUAUGCGCCGAAGAAGCUCAGCUACUGUUUGGAUUUGAACGGGUACGAAAAUACGUGGGCCAACGCUAGAAUACUGACGGCUUCACGACAAAUCGAAUCGUUCAUCGACAGCGAAAUUCAGAACAACUUUAACACGUGCAUCGCCCAAAUCGGAUAUUUCCUAAACUAUCAUAACCUGCAGGAGAUGUGCUUCUAUAACAAGAAACGGAAUCGGCCACGUGGACGUUGGUGAUUGUUGACUCAUUUUAUUUAUUUGUUAUUUCGUUCAAUAAAAUGUUAAACAAUUUUAA
Topomyia yanbarensis is the source of this 1545-nucleotide messenger RNA. RefSeq lists its product as uncharacterized. NCBI's taxonomy places the organism in Eukaryota, Metazoa, Arthropoda, Insecta, Diptera, Culicidae. The transcript is spliced from 2 exons. The record is from RefSeq and is a predicted model, not a curated record. The coding region runs from base 123 to 1487 and encodes 454 amino acids.